Rhizophagus irregularis DAOM 181602=DAOM 197198 is the source of this 1617-nucleotide messenger RNA. RefSeq lists its product as uncharacterized. Gene Ontology annotation, molecular function: protein binding. NCBI's taxonomy places the organism in Eukaryota, Fungi, Glomeromycota, Glomeromycetes, Glomerales, Glomeraceae. The record is from RefSeq and is a predicted model, not a curated record.
AUGUUACAAAAGUAUUUUAUAUUAUUGUUUAUUUUUCAAUUCUUAAUUGAAAUAAAUUGUCAAACAUUUCCUUCUAUAGAUAAGGAACGAAGCGAACAUACUGCAACGCUUAUUGAUAAAAAAUUAUAUAUUUUGGGUGGUCUCUCAACUAAUAAUGUUGGGAAAGAUUUUUUUUAUUUCGAUUUUUCUGUCCCGUUUAAUACUCAAAAUUUAUUAAUAAAAGAUUUAUCAAGCAUUAAUACUAUUCCUUCACAUUUCGGUGCUGGGUCCGCAAGGGGUGGUGCAAUUAAUGAUACGUUGUUCAUAAUCGAAAAUGCAGGAGCUAUUAAGUUGUCAUCUGUUCACACAUUUAAUCCGCAAAAUAAUUCAUGGAAUACUCCAGUAACAACCGGUGUAAUACCUAUUCUUUAUGAUGCUUCAAUAGGAACUAUCGACCAUGAUGGAAAAAUGUAUUUCUGGGAUGGAAUUGGUGAUAUUAUCGCCAUUUUAGAUACAAAAAAUUUAAUUUGGGAAACGAGGAGUUCAAUUGGUGCACCAAAUAUUGGAUUGAAAAGUGCUACCACUUUAUUACCUAAUAAUAAGAUAAUCUAUAUAGAUAGUAGUGCCAGUAGUUUAAUAAAGGUUUAUAUAUAUGAUAUAAUAAAUGAUACUUGGAGUACGAAAAUAACUUCGGGAACAAUGCCUCCUAAUAAACUAGGAGCAUCCGCUGUCCUUGGAUUAGACGGUCAAAGGGUAAUCAUUUAUGGAGGUUCUAGUAAUGCCAAACCUGUAGAUUCAUCACUUUAUGAAUUAAAUUUAAUAAAUUAUGAGUGGCGUAUUCCGAAAACUUCUGGGAAAACUCCAGCGUCCCGAACUUCACAUCGAGCAAAUGUAAUUGGAAAAUAUAUGGUUGUAUCAUUUGGAUUGGGUUAUAACGAAUCAGAAGAAAAUGAUAUUCUAUUACUUGAUAUUAGCAAUAAAGAUGAAUAUAUUUGGACAAAUGAAUAUGAUCCUACAUCAUCAAAUAUAUCAGCACAAUCAUUUAAUGAACCAUCAAAAGUUAAUGUAAAUAUUACAGGCGCUAUUGUAGGAUCUUUGAUUGUUUGUGCUUUAUUUGUUUUCGCUUUAUAUAUGUGGAAUAAAAGGAGUCAAGCUGAAAAAAAUAUUUUUAAUCACGGACAAGGAAUAGUAGCAUCACCUGAUAAUGGAAAUAUUCAUAAUUAUGAACUAGAAUCAUCCAACAAUGUAAAUAUUCAUAAUCAUGGGCGAGAAUUUGUAGAAUCAUCCAAUAAUGAAAAUAUGCACAAUCACGGACAAGAAAUAGUAGAACCACCUAGUAAUGAACGUAUAUUUAAUCAUGGACGAGAAAUAGUAUAACUGGUAACUCAAGAUCCAGUAAUAAAUAGUAGUUACAAUCGUUGACAUUAUUAACAUUAUGAUAUGUACAAGAACUUGAACGAGAGAUCCAAGACUGAAACAAACAAUAAGGCAUGAAUAAAUUCGGAUGUUAUUAUCAAACAAAUCAAAAGAAUAAUGCGGUAUUCCCAUCUCAAUGUGGUAUGUAAUUUUGUUUGAAUUACUAAAUUAUUGUUUCCCAAACAAACCUUUAUCUGUUAUAUUUUUUUCUUAACAUUAAAC